AUGUCGUCCACCAGCAACGCCUCCAUUGACAAGUUCAACGGAGACAAUUACGCAACGUGGAGCCGGUACAUGCGCGGUGUGUUUUUGACGAAGUCCGUCUGGCACGUCGUCAACCGUGAAGUGACUCCGACUUUCACCGACCCGCGAGCGUCCGAUGACUACGUCAAGGCAAGCAACGUCGCGUUUGGUAUGAUGCUGCUGCACAUGAACGCGGACUACCAUCAUGUGCUGGACAACUGCGAGGAAGCCUGGGUUGCGUGGACAAGUCUGAAGACGCUGUACGGUGGGUCGCAGAAGGCAGGACGCAUCUACCUCAAGCGACAACUUUUCAGUAUCAAGAUGGCUGAAGGCGCGAACGUCAUGCAUCACUGCAACGAGGUCCUCAACAUCUCCGCCAAGCUUAGCGGCAUCGGUGCGAAGAUGGAAGACGAAGACGUUGCAAUUUGUCUGCUACUCAGUCUUCCGAAGAGCUACGAAAAUGUGGUGCUCAACAUGGAAAUGAGCAGCACCGAGCUUCGCACUCAAGAUGUGGUGAGAGUCCUGACGAAUGAGCAUGCCAAGCGUCAAGGAGAAAAAAGGGACAACGACAGCGACUACGGUGAAGGCUGA
Messenger RNA from Peronospora matthiolae, 609 nucleotides. NCBI's taxonomy places the organism in Eukaryota, Oomycota, Peronosporomycetes, Peronosporales, Peronosporaceae. The record is from the annotation of a GenBank genome assembly.